Molecule: messenger RNA, 3697 nt
Organism: Amblyraja radiata (thorny skate)
Lineage: Eukaryota; Metazoa; Chordata; Chondrichthyes; Rajiformes; Rajidae
Gene: gab2
Product: GRB2-associated binding protein 2
Exons: 10
Coding region: 370-2403 (677 amino acids)
Biological process (GO): signal transduction
Cellular component (GO): cytoplasm
Molecular function (GO): transmembrane receptor protein tyrosine kinase adaptor activity
Source: RefSeq, a predicted model, not a curated record
CAGUACAGGGCAAUCCAUGCAAAGAUCGAUUUUUUAAAAAUUAGUUAAAUAUUUUUCACGAAUAAUUAAUGCAGUACAAGUUUUAUUUCAACGUGCCCGUGCCAAGAGGCGGAGUUCUCCUUUAAAGGCAGGGUAGGCGGGGCGCGGCUCAACCCGAAACAACAGCUCUGCUCGCUACUUCCUACAUGAGCCCGGCAUCUGGGAAGAGGAGUUUCGGGGCUGAGUACGGUUGCAGUUUCAACGGACCUAUUUAUCUGCAACUUUGCAGAGGCAGCCCUCGAUAUAAGGAGGAAGAAGAACAGAAGGAAAUCUGCCAGGGUCUCAGUGAAUGUGAGCGCGCCGUCCUGACGAUAUUUCCCGUUGGUCAGGAUGAGCGGAGGAGAGGUGGUUUGCUGCGGCUGGUUGAGGAAAUCCCCACCAGAAAAGAAGUUGAGGCGAUAUACGUGGAAGAAGCGUUGGUUCAUUCUACGCAGUGGACGGAUGAGUGGCGAUCCUGAUGUCCUGGAGUACUACAAAAAUGACCAUUCCAAAAAGCCAAUCCGUGUGAUAGACCUUCAUUUCUGUGAGCAAGUCGACGCAGGACUAACAUUCAAAAAGAAAGAGUUUCAAGAUAGCUUUGUGUUUGACAUCAAAACAAUUGAUCGUACUUUUUAUCUGGUGGCAGAGACGGAGGAAGAUAUGAACAAGUGGGUCCGAGCCAUUUGCCAGAUCUGUGGCUUCAAUCAAUCUGAUGAGAACACAGAUGAUGCCAGAAAUGCAGCAGUUGGAUCACAUGCUUCUCGUUCAUCCAUUGCUAACUUAGGACUCAUUGGAGAACAUGGAAGCCAGAGCUCUUCACACACCAGUCAACCAUCAGUGUUCACAUUUGAAAACCCAAUCCAGCUUCAGUCUGUUCUUUCAUCGAGCGCACCACAGGACUACCUCUUUCUCCAUCAAUGUAUGAGCAAGAAGAUUGAAAAUACUAGGAGUGCCAGCUUUUCACAGUCUAUGCCCUUGCCAGGGUCCAUAAAGAGGAAUGGAGAGACAUCUGUACAAAAAUCGCCACGGGGUUACUCGCACUGUGUCAACGGGAUUAAUGGACAAAUUCAUGGCUUUCAUAGUUUACCAAAACCAUCAAAACACCACAUGGACCAAAGAGACACCAUGGCUUAUGACUUGCCCAGGAGUCUGGGGUCUGAUGAUGUGGUCAGAUAUGGCUCAUCCGGGUUAGACAAUGAUGAUGAAGCAGUGUACACCUUCAAUACUCCCAACAGCACCCUCUGCAGGCGGCUCAGUGAGGUUUCCACCGACUCUUACGAUGUUCCAUCCACACCUUUGUCCAUCUACCAUAUUCCAAGGACAUUCACCUUUGACAAAAAUCACAACACGCUAUCCACAGGCUCUGGUGACUCGGCCUCUGCACCUCCCCCACGACCACCUAAGCCUGCACAAGUCGACUGGAAGCCAGAAAGAAAUAGCCCCAAGCAGCAUUCUCGAAAUGCCAAAAGCAAACAAACAAUGUCAGCAGCAACAAUCCCCAGAAGAAACACUGUUCCUGCAGUGGAUAGCAACAGACUUCACAGAGCUUCUUCGUGUGAAACGUAUGAUUAUCCCCGUCUCACCGCAAAAACUGAAGGCCGCUCCAUGGAGUCCGUUAAUGAUGGAUUCAGUUCUUACUUGAGAACAAAAUUCAUGGCAUCCCAGUCAGAAAGUAUGGAAUCUGAGGACAAUUACGUGCCAAUGAACCCAGGUUCCGUGUCUCCAUUUAACACAACUAACCCGGAAAGUCAUCAAGAUGUCUAUAUGCCCAUGAGUCCUGGUCCCCACCACUUUGACUUCUCUGGAUUCUCUUCAGCCACGUUUCCUUCCCGUAAAGGAAGUACGGCUUCUUUCUGCCUCAAAGCUAAUUUUCCUGCAGUGUUGCUGCCGCCUCCAGUCAAUCGUAAUCUUAAACCAGACAGAAAAUCCAAGGCAGGACCUUUGGAAACAAGAAACCACACAGUAAUUGAUGAGCUUCCUUUCAAGUCCCCCGUUACCAGAUCUUGGUCCAGGCCAGUAACUGCUGUCAACCCCAUUUCGUCACUAAAUUGCCGCCCGUUGUCAACACAGAGCGUCACCAGCACUGACUCAGGAGACAGUGAAGAAAACUAUGUUGCAAUGCAGAAUCCAAUUUCUACCUCUCCAAUGAAUGCUGUGACUGGUAGUCCUAUUACCAGGAAGAGUGGAAGUGUUGAUUAUUUAUCCUUGGAUUUCCAACCCGGUUCUCCUAGUCCUCAUCGAAAGCCUUCCACAUCCUCGAUAACAUCAGAUGAAAAAGUGGACUAUGUACAAGUGGAUAAGGAAAGGACCCAAGCUCUACAGAACACCAUGCAGGAGUGGACCGAUGUGAGGCAAUCCUGUGAGGCUCUGAAGAGUCUCAAGUAGCAAUAUAAAUGAUAAAUAGUUGAAAGAUAACUUAUUUUCUGUUCUGUUUUUUUAUUAAUUUGGAUAUCUGGUGCAAGUUAUGUCAGAAAUGGUGAAACAAUCCUAUCUUUUGCAAUGCCUCAAAAUUUUACAAGUAGCUUUCCUUCACUUUUUGAUAGAAGCAGCCACUAAUGUAUCUGUUCACAGAUGAAGGUUCAUUCUCAGAGCAGUUUAGGGGUAAUAGCUGAAGCAGGUUUUUCCACAAUCCUUGAACAUUCACAGCAACUUAUUAUCCAUUAUUGUCCUUUGUUAGAAUAUAAUACAUGUCUGUCUGAUUAAAAUAUUGCAACACAGGUGAGAUAACCAACUAUUUUUUGCCAAUCUGUUAAACACAAAUUUGCGUUACUAGCACUAUGACCACUUAUCUGAAGAAUCCCAUGGAAACUUGUAAUGUUUGCUUACAUCAUUUAAUUGGGAUACUAGACAAAAAUAUUUCAACAAGUUAGUACAUUCUAAAUCAUGUACACUUAAUAAGGACUGAAGCAUCAUUGAAUUAUUUCAAUGUGUGACAAAAAGGUGAACUUUCAACAUAAUCUUAAAACUCAAAGCAAAAAUCUGCAGGAGCUGAAAAUCUGAAAUAAAAACAAACUGCUGGAAAUAUUUAGCAGUUCAGAGAGUAUAUUUGGAGAGAGAAACAAGUUUAAUGUUUCAUAUGAACCUUUCAUCAGAGCAUUAAAUUGGUGUUUCAAUGAAAAUUGUGCAGUUUCAAAAGCAGCUUAAUUAAGCAUUGCAUUAAACUGCAAGAGACAACUUGAAAACAAAACCUGAACAAUUGAGGAAGUUCUACCUCUUUGAAUCGGAAGAGAUAGGUUACAAUGAAUAAUGGUACCCCAUUAAAUAUAGGAAUAUACCUCAAGGAAUGAUAGGGCUCCUUAGAAAUGUUGAGGAGUGCAUCAGAUGGAAUUUGUAGUAAUUGCACAGUGUAGAUCUGAGUAAACUUCUUUGCAAAAAAAUUACUUAACAACUCAUCGAUAUAACUUUAAAAAUAAUUUUUAAAAAGCAGGGCACUUCUUAACUUCAGUCUUCAAAAACCACUGUAUGAUGCAUGUUUGCCUACCAUAUUGUAAUUGGAUACUAGCCAAAGAUCUUUAAUGCAUUGAUUUUAAAGUUGAUUUAUUUAAAAUGACAAAUACCUAGUUAUGUAAGGGGAAAUUAUUAUUAUUGGCAGCACUGUUCACUAUCCUUGCAAGUUUAAUGGUUUUCAUUGUUGUUUGUAGGCAUAAAAGCAAAACAAAUAGAAUUGAAUUCACUCCAA